UAGAGCAGGCCAUCCCGGCAUCCCCUGCUCGCUCUGCUCUUUGUCUUCACUCUGACACUGGCAAGGAGCAGGAGGUUAGAUAUUUUAUUCUCUUUCUUCUAUCACUUGACUGUAACACAAAAGUAAUAUUUUGUGACACAACUUUAUUUAAACGACCAAAAAGAUGUCAAUUUUGCAAGAUAUUUGGGAUUUGCAAAUUGGGAUCGGCAAGAACAAUGUGAUCAGACGGAGAGAAGGCAUUUUAAAAAAGCUAAUCACAUCCCCAUGCAGAGAAUUUAAAAUUACCAGUGAAAUGUUCAACCGUGGCUCCAAUAUUUUUACUUUCUUGCAUUGUGGAAGACUUUUUAGACAGCAGCAAAAAGAGGUGCACUGCAGUUGUGCUUACCCGAAUUUGGCCGGUUCAACAAAAAAGAAGAAACAGAAAAUCGAGCCACCGCAUCACAUGCUUUUUAAAUUUCCAUGCAACUUCAAAUGCAAGGAUCUAGUUAUUUGGAGCCCAGACUCACCAUCAUCAACUGAAAACCUGAUUCGACUUGGAGAGAAACACUCAACCUCAAUGUUGUAUUUAGAGAACUCCAAGUUUUUGGUUCGACGAUGUUGCCUCAGCGGGCAAACAAAGGAUAUAAUUUUCCUCUCAAACACUUUGAAAUUCAACGAGAUGACGUCCGAUUCAGAAUCAGACCUGAUCGCCCUGAAAAGUACAAGAUUGAAGGGUCCUACCAAUCGGGACCUUGAUGCUGUGUUCACCAUUGCUGUAUUUUCCUCACCUCCCUUGCGAUUUGUUGCUAUGUUCGAGGUCAAAAGCUCCAUUUUCGGGAAGAAAAUUCAAGAUGUAGGCGUUGGACAAGGACUGAUCUUCAUUCGCUAUUACGACGACAGAGUAGCCCUUUUCUCCUUAGUAUCUAUUUUGAAUAAUUGUAUUGUAACCAAAGUUGAAGACAUGGACAAAAACGAACGAUGGAAAAUUGGAAGGGAGCCUUUUGGUCUCCCGAUGAACGCAGUUAUUUCAGAGGGUCUCCCAUCACUUUUUGAGGUUCAGUCAUACCAAGGUGAAUUAGUCAUUGGUGCUAAUCCCUGGCAUUACAUCACUAAAACUAGCAUCAAUCAGCUCCAGAUCCACAACUUAAAUACCAUGAAAAUUGUCACAGAAGUCGAGUUCUCCAGGCACUUUGCUGGAAUGGAAGUGGAGCAUUUGUUUUUUCAUCCGGAUGAUACGCGUAAGGCCAUUCACGUUUGCAACAACAAACUCAGAGUGUAUCUGAUCACAGAUGACGGUCUUAAAACAUUGCUAUUGCACGAAGAAGAGAUGCCCAAAUGGUACUCAUCCCUGAGAAGUACAAAUGACACCACUAGAUCAGGAAGGACUGUUAGAAAAAGUCUGGCUGCCAGAGAAGCUUUGGAGUCACAAAUACUAGAAGAGGAGAACACCCUUACACAUGAUCUCUCAAUAAGUCUGGAUUCAGAAUCAAAUAUUCUAGCCAUUUUUGCUAUCAUUGCCAAGGGACCAGAGCAAAUCAGGAUGCUCCAUAUUGCACUCUACGAUAACUCGACUGGGAAACUUGUGCGGAAAAUCCCUUUGGAGAUGGCUUACUCCUCCUCUUUAUUCAACGUCACAUGCAACCUCACCCUGGAUGGAGUCAACAUCCUUGCUGAGGUGAGAGACAAAAGUUUUAUGAAUGGCUGUCUCCUCAAUUUAGUUGAGAUCUUUUGAAUUUCCUCCCAAGAAAGUAAAUAAAAGAUCAAAUUGUA
Cloeon dipterum is the source of this 1749-nucleotide messenger RNA. RefSeq names its product DDB1- and CUL4-associated factor 17-like. Gene Ontology annotation, cellular component: Cul4-RING E3 ubiquitin ligase complex. Bases 164 to 1711 code for a protein of 515 amino acids. The transcript is spliced from 8 exons. The record is from RefSeq and is a predicted model, not a curated record. Gene Ontology annotation, biological process: protein ubiquitination. Lineage: Eukaryota; Metazoa; Arthropoda; Insecta; Ephemeroptera; Baetidae.